This is a messenger RNA of Sorghum bicolor (sorghum), 7327 nucleotides long. RefSeq names its product putative disease resistance protein RGA4. Gene Ontology annotation, molecular function: ADP binding. Gene Ontology annotation, biological process: defense response to other organism. The coding region runs from base 222 to 4844 and encodes 1540 amino acids. NCBI's taxonomy places the organism in Eukaryota, Viridiplantae, Streptophyta, Magnoliopsida, Poales, Poaceae. The record is from RefSeq and is a predicted model, not a curated record. The transcript is spliced from 15 exons.
AGCUUCCAAGAUUCUAUCCGGCACGGUGUUGAUAUUGUUUUGUGCCAUUGCCCCUUGCUCACAUCACAUCCCUUUGUUAAGCACCUCUCUCGCCGGCCAGCUUCAAGUUUGCAUUGCCUUCAUCGUUGCUGCUGCUGCCUGCUGUUGAAUUCAAGAACCUUGAGCUUCGUUCAUCUGGUUGUGUUGCCGUGUUGGACUGCCUCGUGCCUACGCCGUUGUCCAUGGAGCUGGGCGUGGAGGCGGCGCGAUGGAUGAUCGGCAAGGCGUUGGGCCCUGUCUCGGGCGGGGUGCUGGAGGCGUGGGCGGCCAGCACGGAGCUGGGUGGCAACAUCGAGGCUCUCAGGAUGGAGCUGCUGUACGCAGAGGGCAUGCUCAACAACGCCCGUGGCCACGGCCAUGGCCCGGGGAUCAAGAACCCGGCGCUGUCGGAGCUGCUGCACAAGCUACGGGAGUUGGCGUACAGGGCCGACGACGCGCUGGAUGAGGUCGACUACUUCCGCAUCCAGGACGAGCUUGACGGCACCUACCACGCGGCGGAGGAGCAUGACGGGGGUUGCCUUCGCACCCACGCCCUCAAUGCUCGCCACGCCGCUAGAGCCAUUGCAAAUAUGCUUGGCUUCUCCAAGUGCUCCUCCGCCUGCUUUGCUAAUAUUGCUAGCCAUGGCAAGCCACAUGAAGAUACAGCAAGCACAAAGAGAGUCCCCCCAUGUGGUGGACACUGGCCAUGUACCGGUGGUGUCAAAGCUUCUGAGGAUGAUGACGACGGGGAAGAAGAAAGUAAAAUAAAAAAAUUUCUUUUUGAAAGUAACGACGAGGAAGAAAGUAAAAUAAAAAAACUUUUUGAAAGUAACGACGAGGAAGAAGACGAAGAAGAUCCAAAGCAAGGAGGAGUUUGCUGGCCAUGUCCAACUGACCAACUGGUGAACAACGGCUGCAUGAGCAGGAUCACCUCUGCUGCCAGUAGCACCAUCCACACUGUUGGUAAACACCUUCCACUCCCAUGCUACUCAUCGGUUUCUUCUGGCCAAAAUGCUGCAAACUCCAAUGCUACAUCCACUGGGCGUCGAUUCCUCUGUUGUGCCCGAGCCAACAAUAAGGCGCCACAGAGAGAGCGCGCCUUACAAACAUCAGAGUUGAAGUUUGAUAGGGUUGAGAUGUCUCGAAAGAUGAAGGAUAUUACAGAGCAGUUAAAGCCUCUUUGUGCCAAGGUGUCCACAAUUCUUAAUCUAGAGUUGCUGGCAGCCAACCUAAACAGUAAUAAUAGCCAGUACAUGGCUACGGGUCGGCCCAUAACCACCUCAGAGUCUAUAGAGCCUAAAAUUUUUGGUAGGGACGAAGUGACAAGUAAGGUCAUCAAUGACAUUACAACUGGAGAAUACAGUCAUAAGAACCUAACAGUACUUCCAAUUGUUGGUCCCGGAGGCAUAGGGAAGACGACUUUCACACAACACAUAUAUAAGAAACUACAUGAUCAUUUUGAGGUGAAACUGUGGGUAUGUGUAUCUGUCAAUUUCAGUGCGUCAAGACUGACACAAGAGGUUGCAGAUAAAAUCAAAAAGGAAGGAAAUGCUAGUCCAGAAAGCCGGAUUGAAGAAGGAAUAAAAUCUAAAAGGUUUUUGCUUGUCUUGGAUGAUAUGUGGAGUUGUAGUAAUGAGGAUGAGUGGAAAAGGUUCCUAGUACCCUUUGACAAAGGACAAAAAGAAGGCAGUGUUAUUCUAGUCACAACUCGAUUUCCUGCACUAGCACAAAUGGUUAAAACAACUCAUAAUCCGAUGAUGGAACUGAAGGGUAUAGACGAGGAAGAAUUUGAGAAGUUAUUCCUUGCAUAUGUGUUUGGCAACAAUGGACCAACACAGGAUCAAAGUAAAUUACUUGACAGUGGACGUGAGAUAAUUAAAAAACUAAAGGGCUCACCACUUGCUGCAAAAACUGUUGGAAGAUUGCUGAGAAACCACCUUGAUUUGGGUCAUUGGACAAGAGUUUUAGAAAGCAGAGAAUGGGAAUCACAGAGUGGAGACCAUGACAUUAUGCCUGCACUGAAGCUUAGCUUUGACUAUCUCCCUUUUCAUCUGCAACAAUGUUUUACCUAUUGUUCAUUGUUUCCAGAAGAUUACAAAUUCAGUGAAGAAGAGAUAAUUCACUUCUGGAUUGGACUAGAUGUUUUGCAUUCACGUGGUGAAAAUAAAAAAGCUGAAGAUAUAGGACUAAGCUAUUUGAUAGAGUUGAUUAAUCAUGGAUUUUUUAAAAAGGAAGAAUAUGAUGAUGGACUCACUUAUUAUGUUAUUCAUGAUCUAAUGCACGAAUUAGGGCUAAAGGUUUCAGCAGAUGAAUGUCUUAGCCUAUAUAGUUCAAAUGUGAGAUCGAUACAAAUCCGACCAUCGAUCCGCCACUUGUCCAUCAACAUAGAUGACUCAAGUGUCAAUGAUAGAAAGGCUUUUGAUACUUGUAAAGAAGAUUUUAGUAUGCUCGGAGAAAGAUUAAGAGUUGAGAACCUGCACUCAUUGAUGUUAUUUGGAAAAUGCCAAGGUAGCUUUGCAAAGACUCUACAUGGUUUGUUUAGUAAAGCAAAAUCCCUUCGUGUUAUUUUGAUAUCUGGAGGAUUCUAUAGCAUGGAAGAUUUAUUGCACAGCUUUCCGGAACUCAUCCAUCUUCGGUAUCUUCGGGUGCAUGACAAUUGGUUGUAUGGAGAAAGCAAUAAACUGGUAGCCUCCAGCAGUGUUUCAAGAUUUUAUCACAUGAGGGUCCUAGACCUGCGAGGAUGCCAAGACAGCCACAAUUUAAAAGGAAAUAUGACUAAGCUUGUAAAACUUCGUCAUUUUCCUGGUGGAGUGCACUCAUGGAUUGCGGAGGUGGGGAAACUGAAGUCACUACAAGAGCUAACAAGAUUUGAGGUUAGAAGAGAAAGCCACGGAUUUGAAUUGAGCCAGAUAGGACAUCUGCUAGAGCUUUGCGGAUCGUUGAGCAUUGAUAAUCUUGAAAAUGUUGAAGGAAGGGAUGGAGCAGAUGAAGCAAAGUUAAUGCACAAGAAAAACUUGAACGAGCUAAUAUUAAAUUGGAAGAAAGGAAUGUCUAACAAGGAUCCUCAGCGUGAAGAACAAGUCCUUGAAGGUCUCAAGCCACAUAGCAAUCUUCAGAAACUAAGUAUUAGAGGGCAUGGAGGUGGUACUUGUCCUUCUUGGCUAGGUCCGAACCUGUCGGUUCACAGUCUGGAAUCUCUUAGUCUAGAUAGCGUGGACUGGAAAACAUUUCCACCUAUAGGUGAUGAGUUUCAGCUAGUUAAUAUGGGCGAUGAAGGAAAACUGGGUAAUAGCCGUAGCCAACACUUCAUGAAUUUGAAAAGAAUAGAGCUUGCUGGUUUAAAAAGGCUGGAAAGAUGGGUUGUUGGUGGCAGUGGUGAAUUGUUAUCCCAUUUAGAAGUACUCAUCAUUAAAUUUUGCCCUGAACUCGUUGAGUUGGCAUUUUCAGACAGCAAACAAGAUCGAAAAGCAUGGCCUCUAAAUCUACGAGAGCUCGUGAUCAAGUAUUGCCCAAAGAUGUCAUCCAUGCCUCCUGUUCCUUGGAGAAGCACUCCGUGCUCUGUUGAGAUAUCACAAGUUGGUUUAGGCUUUGGGUUAAGAUACGGAAAGUUUUAUUUUGGAUCUACAACAUUAGCCUUGGAAAUUGUCAAUCUAGAUAGUAGUGCGCCGUUUUGGAGGAUCUUGGACUUUAAUAACCUAAAAGAAGUAAAGGAAUUCAGGAUUGAGGCACGCCAUGCCUUUGAUGGGAGACUCUGGAUGAAGCCUCGUGGUACCAGUGGGAAGGAACUGACACAAGUUCUCUCUUACAUGCCGAAGCUCUCAGGUUUGAGUAUUGAGGGAUGUGAGAAGAUAACAGGGUUAGGUGUGGUGGAGCAGCAGGAGGCGGUGACGGCAUGUUACUCUAGCAGGAGUAGAGAAGAAGAGGAGGAAAUAGAAGCAGCAGAGGAGGGGUUGCUGCUCUUGCCUCUCAAACUACAAAAGUUACGGAUUCAGGAUUGUCCAGAGCUAAGCCUCCGGCCCCUCCACUCUGGGCUUCAGACUCUGUGCUCCCUCAGUUCCUUGACGAUUUUUAUGUGCCCCAAGUUUUUCAGCUGCUAUAUAGAUAAAGCCUCGUCGUCCUCUUCUAGUUUCCCAUUGUUCCCAACCUCCCUGCAAUCCCUCUUCCUUUAUGGAAUGGAUCUAAGAGGCGUGAGCUUGGGGCCUCACGGCUGCUUGCAGAAAUUAACCGUCGUAAAAACCACCAAUUCCUUCUUCAGUGGUCCCGAAUCGUCAAUCCUUUCUUCCUCCAUACAUUUGUCUUCGCUGGAGACAGAUGACGUCGCAGGAGCCCUUGCUGCACCCAUCUGCAGAUUCCUCUCUUCCUCCCUCACCAAGCUAUUCCUUCGUAAGAACGAGGAGAUGGAGUGCUUCACGGAGGAGCAGGACCAGGCCCUGCAGCUCCUAACCUCCCUACAACACCUCAAAUUCGAUCAUUGCGAGAAGCUGCAGAGCCUCCCGGCGGGGCUGCAUAGAUUGACAAGCCUCGAGACAUUAGAGAUCGAGUUCUGUCCAUCCAUCCGCUUGCGGUUGCUGCCCAAGAACGCCCUCCCUAAUUCCCUUCAAAAGUUGACUAUUUCCUUCAACUCAGCAAUCCGCACGCUACCCAAGGACGGCCUCCCUGAUUCCUUGCAAGAAUUACACAUCCAGUACUGUCCAUCCAUCCGGGCGCUACCCAAGGGCGGCCUCCCAACUUCACUGAAGCUCCUAGAAGUCAGCGGUGGCAGCGAGGACCUAAAAAGGCAGUGCAGCAACCUGGUAGGAACCGUUCCAAUAGUCAAGCUUGACUAAUCAAGUCCUAGUCAAUCUCUUCCUGUUUGCUUCGACACAACCACUGCUUCAAGUAAUCCACUUGUGUUGUUUACCUACUCUACAGGUCGGUCUAUUGUUCCAAAUGUACAUUCUUCUAACCUCAUAGGAUUCUACUACCAACAUCUUCUCUCUGCAAGUGCCUUCCACUCCGUACAAAAAUUGGUCCUGUUCCAAAUGUACAAUCUUCUAACCUCAUAUAGGACUCCCUUUCUAUUGCUUCAUACUUCUGCUGCUGUCAAGUACCAACAUCUUCUCUCUGUACGUGCCCUCCACGCCAUACAUAAAUUGGUUUGGGUUUCCGUUACAAUGAUCGUGCCAUGACUGAAUGUGCAUACUUUACUUUAUGUUAUCAACUGCAUUUCUCCUCCACCUUGUAACUGGUCCAAGUAGAGCAUGCUGUAUUCCUGAUACUAGUAAAGGAUCAGAGCUGAUAUGAUCGUCAUAGUGUCAACCUUAUCUUGUUAUUCCUUGUAGGAAUCUCUCUAUAUCACCGACGAUUUUGUGUUGUCUGGCACAAGCAUCUCAACAUGUAUCUCCGACAUUGUGAAUAAAACUGAUACUCUAGUGAUCCCAGGUGGCUGUAUUGACUGGAUGUGAAUGUAAUCGUCUUUAUUUCAAUAAAAUAUUCCCUUAAAAAUGAGUUUACAAUAUCUUCUCAACUCGUAGACCUUUCUUGAACUACUUGGUUAUUUCCUUGAGGAUGGAUGUGUUCUGCUCAUAUGUCAACAUGGUUAACUAAUGGGGCAUUAUUUAGCAUAUAUUGUUUUAUGGGUCAUCUCAUCAGAAGACACGUGUUGGCACAGGACACAUAACCUAUAUAAUUUUAUUCUUUCGUUCCAAGUCUUCAAUUGUUCCUGGGUGGCUGGAUCCCUUCUUAUCCUAGAUGAAUUGGCAGCAUGUUCUGUACAUAAAUUGGUUUGAGUUUCCAUUAAAAUGAUCACGCCAUUACUGAAUGUGCAUAGUUUACUUUAUCUUCUCAACUGCAUUUCUCUUCAACCUUGUAACUGGUCCAAGUAGAGCAUGAUUCCUGGUACUGACUGGUAAAGGGUCAGAGCUGAUAUGAGCAUCAUAAUGUCAACCUUGUUUUUGUGCUACUUUUACCUUUUCUGAUAUCUAAAACAGAAGUUACCAUUCUUUUCUUAUAACUGUUUGUCACUGCUACUUACAGGUUUGAGUUUCCAUUAAAAUGAUGCAUAGUUUACUUUAUCUUCUCAACUGCAUUUCUCUUCAACCUUGUAACUGGUCCAAGUAGAGCAUGAUUCGUGGUACUGACUGGUAAAGGGUCAGAGCUGAUAUGAGCAUCAUAAUGUCAACCUUAUCAUGUUUCUCAUAACUCUUCUUCGACUUGUACAUUCUUGUAGCCUUGUAGGAAGCUCUCCGGCGUUGUAAAUAAAACUGAUACCGUAGUGAUCCCAAGGUGGCUGCAUCGACUGGAUGUAAAUGUCAUUGUCUUCAUUUCAAUAAAAUAUACCCUAAAAAUGAGUUCAGAAUAUCUUCUGCGCUCGUAGAGCUUUCUUGAAUUACUUGCCUGUUGCCUUGAGGAUAGAUAUGUUCUUCGUUGAUGGUGAAGUAUAUUCCGCUUUUCUGUCAACAUGAUUGACUAAUGGAGCAUAAUUGAUGUAGCUGAUAUUGUUUUGCGGGUCAUCUCAACAGAAGACGUGUGGGCUCAGAUAAACUAUAUAAUGUUGAGUCCUCUGUUCCAAGUCUUCAACUGUUCCUGUGUGGCUGGAUUCUUUCUUAUUCUAGAUGAAUUGGCAGCAUCCUCUGUAUUCACCCUUGGUCCCUACGAUCUACCUGCCGAUCAGAAGCUGUUAUCCAUCUGCACAAGCAACCAUCUUGAGCAGCUCUGAACCAAAUGCUCCUUCAAAUUGCUAUCAAAUUGCUAUCAUCUAGUUCAUUGGAGUUGCCGCAUGCAUUUGCUAUGCUGUUGUGCAUGGCACGAUUAUAGACAGUCGUGACUUGGAUAUGAGAGAUUUUUGUCAAGUCUUGCCAAGAUCACGAUCAUCUUCAGAAAAAAUCUACUUUGCUCGCUUGCAUGAAGCAACGAAGUCGGGCAAGGUCCCUUGCAAGAAAUCUCGUUUACAAGGAUGCAAGGAUGAAAGCAUGCUCAAAUGCAUAUGAUGUUCUCCUGUAUGAAUGUCCUCCAAUCUCCAGACAAUUUUGUGAGAGCAAACAAAGAAACUGACAGUUGUUGAUGUAUGAGGACAGCAGAUUAUGUUCCUUGUAAUGUAGUUCUGGGAGAUUAUGCGACAUGUUUCAGAAUGUAUUUUGGCAACCUUUUUUUUUCUGGUAUGCAACAUAACGUUCAUGUUCUAGUACGAUGAGUUGUUGACCUCAGGCAAAGGAAACUGAAAGACGCAAAGCUAAAGAAUUUGUCAUUCACAGUCGCAAUUCAUAAGUAAUCUGCGUGUCACCUUUACUGAUAACAAUUAACAAGAGACAUCUUGGCCAAAUGGCAUGCA